This is a messenger RNA of Melitaea cinxia (Glanville fritillary), 2079 nucleotides long. It is a transcript of the gene mbt, whose product is annotated as serine/threonine-protein kinase PAK mbt. The record is from RefSeq and is a predicted model, not a curated record. The transcript has 9 exons. Gene Ontology annotation, cellular component: cytoplasm. Lineage: Eukaryota; Metazoa; Arthropoda; Insecta; Lepidoptera; Nymphalidae. Gene Ontology annotation, molecular function: protein serine/threonine kinase activity; ATP binding. Bases 403 to 2079 code for a protein of 558 amino acids. Gene Ontology annotation, biological process: regulation of MAPK cascade; protein phosphorylation; intracellular signal transduction.
UUUAUUUUAUGGUACUACGACCGUAGAUGGUACCAAUGUACCACAAUAAAAUCACUAAUUGACUAUCUAGAUUAAAGAUUAUUGUAGUGUCGAAUUUACGAUAUUUUAGUAUGCUGUUCUCGAAGUUCGAACGCAUUUAUGAAUAGUUUUGUAUAGUAUUCAAUAGCAUUCAUAUAAGUGAGACGAUGUGUUUGUAAAACAAAACUUAAAAUUAAGUCGAGCAAAUUGUGUAUGCUUUUAAGUCGUAUUUAGUGAAAGUUUUUGACAACUGAUGCAAAUACCAUUAGUAAUUGGAUUUAUUUGAAAAAUUGUAUAUUUGGGUAUGGCUGCUAAGAAUUUCAUAGAAGUGAAAUUAAAUUAACAAGGUGUGUUUGGUGCAGUGUAAGACAAAUUGUUUGCAUUAUGUUUUCCAAGAAAAAGAAAAAGCCACUUAUUUCUCCCCCAAGCAAUUUUGAGCAUAGAGUACAUACGGGUUUUGAUAAAAGAGAAGGAAAGUUUGUUGGACUGCCGCUACAAUGGGCCUCUCUUGUUGGCAAUAAUCAGAUAUUAAAAUCAACAAAUAGGCCAUUGCCCUUGGUCGAUCCCUCAGAGAUUACUCCCACCGAGAUUUUAGACUUGAAGACUGUAGUGAGAGGUGAACAUAGAUCUUCCUCGGUUGCUGCUUUGUCUAGACCUGUAUCAGCAAAUCCUUUGACGCAGCCAGUGCAGAAUGGGGUUGUUUUACCAAAAACCUCUAAUGUUGCAAGAUCCAAUUCUCUCAGAAGUAUGAGCCCUCCGAGAAUCAGAAGAGAUCUACGUAAUCAGCCAAAUAUUCCACCAUCAGUGCCAGAAGAGUCACCUCCCGUCCCACCAGCUCCACAGUAUCCGACAUUACGAAGAGAGCAGAGUAAUUAUACUUUAAAUAAACCAGUAUCAGACUCGCCUGUUGAGUGGUCUCACUCUCAUGAAGCAACAGUUCGAUCCGUUACAGAAAUAAAUGACAACCAGCUCGCAGCAAUGACAUACCAAAACAUACAGAGUGCUAAUGUACCAUACCAACACAAUCACCCUCAACCUCAAAUGGUUCAAGGUAUGCAGCACGGUGUUAAUGGAAAUAACAAUGUUGGUGAUACAUAUCCAAAUACGAUACGACAUCAACAGUCUGGACCGUUAGCAACCCCACAUAUACCGAUCACCGAAUCCAAACAUGAGUUGCGUUUAACUCACGAACAGUUUCGUGCUGCUCUACGUCUCGUGGUAAGUGAAGGUGAUCCUCGUGAGACUCUGACAGGCUUCAGUAAAAUUGGUAAAGGUAGCACUGGCGUUGUCUGCGCGGCCACUGAUACAAGGACAAGAAAACGAGUCGCGGUCAAGAUGAUGAACCUUAAGAACCAGCAUCGAAGGGAAUUACUCUUUAACGAAGUGGUGAUAAUGCGCGACUAUCCACAUCCAAACAUAGUAGAGACACAUGCGUCCUAUUUGGUGGGCGAUGAGUUGUGGGUAGUUAUGGAAUAUAUGGCUGGAGCGUCUCUUACUCAAAUAGUGACACAUGCAAGAAUGGAUCCUGAGCAAAUAGCCACUGUCUGCAAACAAUGUUUAAAGGCAUUAGCAUUCUUACAUAGCCAAGGUGUCAUUCAUCGGGAUAUCAAAUCAGAUUCAAUACUCUUGACAGAAGAUGGCAGAGUCAAAUUGUCUGACUUUGGAUUCUGUGCUCAAGUAUCACAGGAGCUACCAAAACGUAAAUCAUUAGUCGGAACACCAUAUUGGAUGUCCCCAGAAGUGGUUUUACGAUUGCCAUAUGGUCCUGAAGUUGAUAUUUGGUCUCUGGGGAUUAUGCUAAUUGAAAUGGUUGAUGGUGAACCGCCAUUCUUCAAUGAACCUCCGCUUCAGGCGAUGCGUCGUAUCCGCGACAUGCCGCCGCCGAGACCGCGCGGCGCGGCGCGCUGCCCGCCCGACCUGCUGUCGUUCCUGGAGUGCGCGCUCGUGCGUGACCCCGCGCAGCGGCACUCCGCCGCGCGCCUGCUGCACCACCCCUUCCUGCGCCGCGCCGGCCCGCCCGCGCUGCUCGUGCCGCUCAUGCCGCGCCAGGACGCGCACUGA